This is a messenger RNA of Bufo bufo (common toad), 1776 nucleotides long. RefSeq names its product ATP synthase F1 subunit beta (gene ATP5F1B). The transcript is spliced from 10 exons. Bases 61 to 1638 code for a protein of 525 amino acids. Gene Ontology annotation, biological process: proton motive force-driven mitochondrial ATP synthesis; proton transmembrane transport. The record is from RefSeq and is a predicted model, not a curated record. Lineage: Eukaryota; Metazoa; Chordata; Amphibia; Anura; Bufonidae. Gene Ontology annotation, molecular function: proton-transporting ATP synthase activity, rotational mechanism; ATP hydrolysis activity; ATP binding.
UUAGAGGUAGACUUACAGAGUGCUCCGUCUUCUGUGCUGCUCUCUCCUUCUGCUGCCGCCAUGUUAGGAGCUGUCGGACGCUGCUCCGCCGGGGCCCUCAAGGUCUUUAAGCCGGCCGCCGGCUCCCUGCAGCUCGGCCAGACGUUGCUGAGGACAUCUCCUGCGGCGCUGCACUCCCGGAGAGACUAUGCAGCUCAGGCAUCUACAGCUGCCAAGCCAGGCACAGCAACCGGCCGCAUUGUCGCUGUUAUCGGAGCCGUGGUGGACGUCCAGUUUGAUGGAGACCUGCCACCGAUCCUGAAUGCUCUUGAGGUCCAGGGCAGGGACACCAGGCUGGUUUUGGAAGUUGCUCAGCACUUGGGUGAGAGCACUGUCCGUACUAUUGCCAUGGAUGGUACCGAAGGUUUGGUUAGAGGACAAAGGGUCCUUGAUGCUGGCACACCAAUCAGAAUUCCUGUCGGUCCAGAGACCCUGGGAAGGAUCAUGAAUGUCAUCGGUGAACCCAUUGAUGAGAGAGGCCCUAUUACAACCAAACAGUUUGCUGCCAUCCAUGCUGAAGCGCCAGAGUUUGUUGAAAUGAGUGUUGAGCAGGAAAUUCUGGUUACAGGAAUCAAGGUGGUAGAUCUUCUUGCCCCCUAUGCCAAAGGAGGAAAAAUUGGCUUGUUUGGUGGUGCUGGUGUGGGUAAAACUGUGCUUAUUAUGGAGCUGAUCAACAAUGUGGCCAAAGCCCAUGGUGGUUACUCGGUGUUUGCUGGAGUAGGAGAACGUACCCGUGAAGGAAAUGACUUGUACCAUGAGAUGAUUGAGUCUGGUGUCAUUAACCUGAAGGACACAACAUCAAAGGUAGCGCUGGUUUAUGGCCAGAUGAAUGAACCACCAGGUGCCAGAGCUCGUGUUGCUCUGACUGGUCUGACUGUUGCUGAAUACUUCAGAGAUCAAGAGGGACAGGAUGUGCUGCUUUUCAUUGAUAACAUCUUUAGGUUUACCCAGGCUGGGUCAGAGGUGUCUGCCUUGCUGGGUCGUAUUCCCUCUGCCGUCGGCUACCAACCAACCCUGGCCACUGACAUGGGUACUAUGCAGGAGAGAAUUACAACCACAAAGAAGGGAUCUAUUACCUCUGUGCAGGCUAUCUAUGUACCUGCUGAUGACUUGACAGAUCCUGCCCCUGCCACCACAUUUGCUCACUUGGAUGCAACAACUGUGUUGUCUCGUGCCAUUGCUGAGCUUGGAAUUUAUCCUGCUGUGGAUCCCUUGGAUUCUACCUCCCGUAUCAUGGACCCUAACAUCGUGGGUCAUGAGCACUAUGAUGUAGCUCGUGGUGUCCAGAAAAUCUUGCAGGACUACAAAUCACUGCAGGAUAUCAUUGCUAUCUUGGGUAUGGAUGAAUUGUCAGAAGAAGACAAACUUACUGUAGCCAGAGCUCGCAAGAUCCAGCGUUUUCUGUCCCAGCCAUUCCAGGUUGCUGAAGUUUUUACUGGACAUAUGGGCAAACUGGUUCCACUUAAAGAGACUAUCAAGGGAUUCAAGCAAAUCCUUCAAGGAGAAUACGAUAAUUUGCCCGAACAGGCUUUCUACAUGGUAGGACCUAUUGAAGAAGCGGUAGCAAAGGCUGAGAAACUUGCAGAAGAGCACUCUUAAAGACUUGAUAAAAUGUUUCCUUGAAAGCACUCAUCCACAACACCUUCAUCCUCAGUAACGCUUUUUGCCUGUCUGCAAUGGAUCAUGUCGGCAAAAUGUAUUUAAAAUUUCCAAUAAAACAUCUGUGUAAAGACCAAA